This is a messenger RNA of Megalops cyprinoides (Indo-Pacific tarpon), 2052 nucleotides long. It is a transcript of the gene cyp20a1, whose product is annotated as cytochrome P450 20A1. Bases 153 to 1544 code for a protein of 463 amino acids. The record is from RefSeq and is a predicted model, not a curated record. The transcript has 13 exons. Gene Ontology annotation, molecular function: iron ion binding; monooxygenase activity; heme binding. Gene Ontology annotation, cellular component: membrane. Lineage: Eukaryota; Metazoa; Chordata; Actinopteri; Elopiformes; Megalopidae.
UGUGUAGACACAUCCGCUGUAGGACGUGGUACGUGUACUGAGACCAGUGGAUACGUAAUGUCAGAAGUUCAUCUAAGGGAUCGCCCUUAACUCUAACUACAGCUAAUGUGUCAUAUUUUACACAAAGCAAGUUGAAGAAAAAAGAAAUAGACAUGUUGGAUUUUGCUAUUUUUGCAGUAACAUUUGUAAUUAUCCUUGUCGGCGCAGUCCUUUAUUUGUACCCGUCAUCAAGGAGAGCAUCUGGAAUCCCUGGCCUAAACCCCACAGAAGAGAAGGAUGGGAACCUACCAGAUAUCGUGGACCGAGGCAGCCUGCAUGAGUUCCUGGUUGGUCUACAUGAUCAGUUUGGCCCUGUGGCGUCAUUCUGGUUCGGCCGCCGCCCAGUUGUCAGUCUGGGCUCUGUGGACCAGCUGAGGCAGCAUAUCAACCCCAACCGGACCACGGACUCCUUUGAGACGAUGCUGAAGUCGUUGCUGGGAUACCAGUCUGGGCAGGGUGGCGACGCGACCCAGACUUUGAUGAGGAAGAAGGUGUGUGAGAGCGCCAUCAAUCAGACCCUGGAGAAGAACUUCCCUCUGUUGCAAAAGCUGGCGGAGGAGCUGGUGCAGAAGUGGUCGUCAUUUCCUCCAUCCCAGCACACACCUCUCUGCGCCCACCUGCUGGGGCUGGCCAUGAAGGCUGUCACGCAGCUGGCCAUGGGCAGCCGCUUCCAUGACGAUGCCGCGGUCAUUCGAUUCCGCAAGAACCAUGAGGUGAUCUGGUCGGAGAUAGGGAGGGGCUACUUGGAUGGAUCUCUGGAGAAGAGCUCCACCCGCAAAAAGCACUAUGAGGAUGCGCUGUCUGAGAUGGAGAGUGUUCUGAAGUCAGUGGCGAAAGAGAGGAAGGGAAGUAGCUCCAACCAGUCAACAUUCAUGGACUCUCUGCUGCAGGCUAGCCUUACGGAGAGACAGGUGAUGGAGGACAGUAUGGUGUUCACUCUUGCAGGCUGUGUAAUCACUGCCAAUCUGUGCAUCUGGGCAGUGCACUUCCUGUCCACCUCAGAGGAAGUGCAGGAGAAGCUUCACAAAGAGCUGCAGGAUGUCCUGGGGGAGGAGCCUGUUUCCCUUGACAAGAUCCCACAGCUCAGAUACUGCCGGCAGGUGCUGAAUGAGACAGUGCGGACGGCCAAGCUGACCCCCAUUGCAGCCCGACUCCAAGAGGUGGAAGGGAGAGUUGACCAGCACAUCAUUCCAAAAGAGACCCUUGUGAUCUAUGCCUUGGGAGUGGUGCUGCAAGAUGCAGAAACAUGGACCCUUCCUUAUAGGUUUGACCCAGAUCGAUUUGAGGAUGAGGCUGCCAAGAAGAGCUUCGCCCUGCUCGGAUUCUCAGGGAACCAGGCCUGCCCUGAGCUUAGGUUCGCCUACACAGUGGCCACUGUCCUCCUCAGCUCUUUGGUGCGCAAACUAAAGCUCCACCAGGUAGAGAGCCAGGUGGUGGAGGCCAGGUAUGAGCUGGUGUCCACCCCCAAAGACGACACUUGGAUCACUCUUACGAAGAGGAGUUAAGGCUGCACCGCUCCUGGCUUCACCUUCGCAGGAAGAACUCACUCACCUGUAACACCUGUGUCAGAUCAUGGGCACGGCCAUAUCUCCGAACCCACGUGGCCUGCUGUUAGUACCAGACACUGACCUGACGUAGCCCAACAUGAAGUUGAUUUUAGCCUCUAUUUCAGGGUAGGUAUAAGGGCCAGUCAGCUUCGGUUCUUGAAAACUGCAAGGCUCUUGCAGUUUUAUUCAGAUUUAUUUGAGCUCUUGCCUAAACAAUAACAGACAAGCAACUAAACCUGAAUGUGAAUUCAGAAUCACCAGCCUCGCUUUGCUGCACAGGCAGGAUGUGGAUGUCUUUACCUGUGUGACAUCGUCUUCAUGGAAGCAGACCUCUGUACUGACGGUUUCAGCUGCACUUGGAAUUUUAAACUCACUGCUUCAGCCUCCAGAAUUGUGGAUGGAACAGUUCUUAAAUUCCUCUCACCUCCCACUUUUGAAAUAAUGGGAAAAUGACAUUUACAAGUAA